Danaus plexippus (monarch butterfly) is the source of this 942-nucleotide messenger RNA. RefSeq names its product defense protein 3-like. Gene Ontology annotation, biological process: defense response to bacterium. The coding region runs from base 57 to 785 and encodes 242 amino acids. Gene Ontology annotation, cellular component: extracellular region. The record is from RefSeq and is a predicted model, not a curated record. NCBI's taxonomy places the organism in Eukaryota, Metazoa, Arthropoda, Insecta, Lepidoptera, Nymphalidae. The transcript has 3 exons.
UCUGGAAAAUCAUUCCUUCUUCAAUUUGCGUUGACAGAGGUUCAUAAGUUAUAAAAAUGAUUUCAAAAAUAAUCUUGAUAACGGUGCUUGCUAUCGGAGCUAAUUGCCUGUACCUUCCAUAUGAAUACAGCAGACCUAUAGGAUAUGUGACUGAUUUCGACUUAGAUCAACCGAUUGAAUCAGUCCAUCCCAUCCUUAUAAGAGAUCGUCGGCAAGUUCAUGGAGUAGCUAACACCAAUCCUGAUGGAACCGCUAAUAUUAUGGCCAAACUUCCACUUGCGGGUAAUGAUAAGAAUAUAUUGAGUGCUAUUGGUGGCGUGCAAGGAGUGAAACCAGGCGGAUCAUUUGGAGCUGCAUCAGGUGGUCUAGCAUUGGACAAUGUAAAUGGCCACGGGCUAAGCUUAACAGGCAAGCAUAUUCCGGAUUUUGGAAACCAACUUACAGCGGCCGGUAAACUGAACCUGUUACACACGGAUAAACAUGACUUUAACGCAAACGCUUUUGCUACCAGAAACUUGCCAAGUAACCCAGCUAUACCCAACUUUAACACCUACGGCGGUGGUGUUGAUUAUACCUUCAAUCAAAAAGUUGGAGCUUCCUUGGGAAUGGCACAUACUCCGUUGCUACAGAAGACAGACUAUUCCGCAAUGGGGAACCUAAACCUCUUCCGCAAUCCAACUUCUUCUUUGGAUUUCAGUGCCGGUGCAGCAAAAUCCGUUUCUCCGUUUAUUCCUAACAGAUCCUGGCAACCUACUUUGGGACUUUCGUUUUCAAAAUAUUUUUAAGUUAACAAACGUAUUACUUUCUUUACAGUCCGUUUGAAUUAUUUUAAUGAAUCUCAAUAGAGUGUUGUCUGUGAUAAGUAGUUUAUAUGCUUUUUUAUAAUCACUAAAAAAUCUCAAAAUAAAAAAUAUAAAAAAAUAAAACAACCUGUGCAUAAAA